AUGGAGGCUCUCGUUAGAACUCGCGGAACGGCUAAGGGUAAGCUUACCAUUUUCAAGAAUUAUAUAGUCAGUACGGUGGAAGCGCAAGCAGAGCACGGUCGGCCAUUAGACGAAGUGACGGCAUUGGAAAUCCGCGAACGCAUUAGUCGUAUACGUGAAACGUACAAUAAAUUCGAGCAAAUUCAAGCGGAAAUAGAGGCGAUCUGUGGUGAAGAGAAAGCGCAGGAAGCAGGAGAAUAUCGCGAGCAGUUCGAAACAGAAUAUUAUCAAACGAUAGCAAGGGCGGAAUUUUUACUUAUUCGUCAAGCAUUAGACGCGAAUACGCGAGUAGCGAGCGGUUCGCAAGCGCAAGAGCAACUAUUACAGGGAGCGCAGGUUCUUCCAAAUGCCGCCAGGCAGCCGAAUCAACAUAUCAUAUUAAAGACAGCGGGCAUUAGAUUGCCUACGAUAGAAUUACCCAAGUUUAGCGGUAACUUUUCUGAUUGGUUAAGUUUCAGAGACACAUUCGAAUCGCUUAUUCACAGAAACGAAACGAUAGAUCCCAUACAGAAAUUUCAUUAUUUGAAGGCUUCUUUGGAAGGAUCUGCUGCUCAGAUUAUAAAGUCGCUCGAAAUUUCUGCCGUGAAUUACGCUGUGGCAUGGAGUGCGAUAUGUGAUCGCUACAAUAAUAAGAGGUUAUUAGCGCAUAAUCAUGUAAAGGCGAUAUUUAGUAUUAGUCAGAUGAAACAAGAGUCCGCAAGUCAAAUUCGCGAAACUAUUGAUACUUUAAAUAAACAUUUAAGAGCAUUAACAGCUUUAGAGCAAUCCACCGAGCAAUGGGACACAUUGUUAAUAUACAUAAUAUCGACUAAGUUGGACGGCGUCACCGCGAGAGAGUGGGAGAAGGAGAGAGCGGGCAACGACAUUCCCACGUUAGAAGAAUUCAAGACAUUUCUAAUUUCGCGAGCGGACUUGUUGGAUAGCAUCGAAAUAAAUGAGAAGGACGUCUCAAAAUCAAAGCAAGCGGAUCGCCCUAAGGUAAAAUCGUUUCUAGUUCAGAAGCAAAGGUGUUCGCUAUGUAAGGAAGCACAUCAUUUAGCGAACUGCGAGCAGUUUCUCAAGCUCACACCACAAAGGAGAGCAGAGCAGUUAAAAGGUUCGAAGCUUUGCCUCAAUUGCAUGAAGCCAGGGCACUUCAUUAAAGAUUGCAGAGCCAGUCUUUGCAAAAAGUGCUCCGGUAAACACAAUACUUUAUUGCACUUCGAGAAACAAUCAUCGGAGAAUGCAACUCCGGUAGUCGAAAGCGGAAGCUCAUCGGUUUUAUGCUCUCAUAGUCAGCAGGCAUCUGGCGUAUUAUUAGCUACAGCAUUAGUUUUGGUAACAGAUCGACGAGGUAAACAGCGAAGCGUACGCGCGUUACUCGAUCCAGGAUCUCAAUCGAGCCUAAUCACAAGGAAAUUAUGUCAAGAGUUAAGUUUGGACACAAACAGAAUCAAUACGAGCAUAGAAGCCAUAAACGGCAUGGCAUUACAAAUAGAGCAUAGCUGCGAGGUCAAGAUAGCAGCUCAUUACAAUAAUUACGAGUUUCGCGUGAAAUGUUUGGUAACGCCCGAAAUAACAAGUCAGCUACCAAGUCGUCGCAUUAAUUUUCAGAGCCUACAGAUCCCAUCAAACAUUAAGUUAGCUGAUCCUUCUUUUUAUACACCGGGCGGUAUAGACAUCCUAAUAGGAGGCGAUUGGUUCUGGAAUCUCCUUUGCAUAGGGCAAUUCAAAAUAGAACAGCUCACGAUGCAGAAGACUAGGCUGGGAUGGAUAGCAGCCGGCCCGCUCGAACCAACGAGCGUAAAUCCCAUCAAAUGCAAUUUUGCCAAGGAAGUAGACAUAGACAGACAGUUGACUAAAUUUUGGAACAUCGAAGAGAUUCAGGACCAAAGAAUAUUCACCUCGGAGGAAAGGGAAGCGGAGGCGCAUUUUGUGAGAACGACUCGAAGAAACGAAGACGGAAGAUUCAUCGUUAGCAUGCCAUUUAAGAAAGGUCCAGACGAGCUUGGCGAGUCGAGAGCAAUCGCUCGUCGUCGUCUCAUCAAUCUAGAGAAAAAAUUGCAUAGAACGGAGGCGCUCGAACAACAAUAUUCGGCUUUUCUCGAAGAAUACGAAAGGUUAGGCCACAUGCGGAAGAUUUCGAAUGAAGCAACACAAGGACCGAUGCAAGCUGGGCGGAAUCUAGGUCUGACAGAAAGUCGACCAGUGGAUACAUAUUUAAAUAUUAUGGAAGCACAAUCAGCUGGGCUUGCAGAAAGCAAUCAUGCGUGGCAUUAUCAUCUGCAGAGGCGGAAUAUAUCGCUGAGUGAUGGAUGUCAGGAAAUGUUAUGGCUGACGAAACUAUUGAAAGAUUUUCAAGAAAAUGUAAAGCUACCGGUAAAAAUGUAUGAGGACAACCAGAGUUGCAUAAAACUCACAGAUAAUCAGAAAUUUAGUAAAAGAACGAAGCAUAUAGAUACGAAGUAUCACUUCAUAAGGGAUUUAAGCAAGAGCAAUAAAAUCUUGCUUGAAUACUGUAAGAGCGAAGAUAUGAUCGCAGAUAUGCUAACGAAAGCAUUGCAUAAUAUAAGACUCCGCAGAUUGUCAGAAGCCAGUGGACUUGAGCUUUUUUCCAACAAAUGA
This is a messenger RNA of Wasmannia auropunctata (little fire ant), 2643 nucleotides long. RefSeq lists its product as uncharacterized. The record is from RefSeq and is a predicted model, not a curated record. Gene Ontology annotation, molecular function: zinc ion binding; nucleic acid binding. The coding region runs from base 1 to 2643 and encodes 880 amino acids. Lineage: Eukaryota; Metazoa; Arthropoda; Insecta; Hymenoptera; Formicidae. The transcript has 2 exons.